GAGACCGGAGAUUUCAUUCCUAGGGUUUUGCUGGAAGUCUUCGUCUCCCAAAACCUCCUCUCUCUCUCUCUCUCUCUCUCUCUCUCUCUAAUUCUUCACCAUGAGCAGGUCAGGUCAGCCUCCGGAUCUCAAAAAGUACAUGGACAAGAAGCUUCAAAUCAAGCUGAAUGCAAAUCGGAUGGUUGUUGGAACACUUCGUGGUUUUGACCAGUUCAUGAAUCUAGUGGUUGACAACACCGUAGAAGUGAAUGGCAAUGAAAAGAAUGAUAUUGGCAUGGUGGUGAUCCGGGGAAAUAGUGUGGUUACUGUUGAAGCACUUGAGCCAGUGGCCAAAAAUAUGCAGUGAUUCUGGCCUUGGGCUAUUUUGGAUUGGAUGUAUUCUGUGUUGGUAUGUAGUUUGGACAUAUAGCUGCUUGUAUGCAAAGGAAAUUUGUGAAAGUUUGGGCCUUAUGGUGGUUAGGUGAUUUCUAGAUUCCCCUUUUCAGGAGAUUUAUGAGCAAAAUGUACUUGUAUUGGUUCAUAUGGAAUAUCAGUUCGUUGACUUGGUAUGAUAUGCAAUGUAAUGGUCAGCCGGAAUGCGAAUUAUAAGGUUUCCAUUGCUAAUGUCCAUGCUUUGUUAAUUUGGAU
Prunus mume (Japanese apricot) is the source of this 627-nucleotide messenger RNA. RefSeq names its product putative small nuclear ribonucleoprotein G. Lineage: Eukaryota; Viridiplantae; Streptophyta; Magnoliopsida; Rosales; Rosaceae. The record is from RefSeq and is a predicted model, not a curated record. Gene Ontology annotation, biological process: mRNA splicing, via spliceosome; spliceosomal snRNP assembly. Gene Ontology annotation, molecular function: RNA binding. Gene Ontology annotation, cellular component: P granule; U12-type spliceosomal complex; U5 snRNP.